UCGUGUCCGAGACUCCAAAUUUGGCAAAGCGCUGGUAAUCAAAAGUAACGAACGCAGUGGGAAUUUUAUUCUUGGAUUUAAAGUCGACCCUGAAGAAAAGCUGAUAACUCUUUACAAAGAACUCACAUCACUGCAUACGGUGUUAUUUAACAAUCCAAUAUAUGGCGUCGAGUAUAUGUGGAGCACAAACAUAAAGGAAAAUGACGAAAAAGGCGACAUAUGGGAAGGUUUAGAUAUAGUAGAGGACCCGAAAAAUGAAAUUGGAAACACCUUAGCAGUCUACCUAGCGGACGAAGGACAUAAAAAAGAUAGACUUCCAGUAUAUUCAAAGGAAUUGGGACUUGCUAUUGAAUCGAUUAAAGAAGGCUACACGUUGAAAAAACUUUGGGAAGUUAUUCCUUCAAAUUAAUAUUAUUAACAUAAUCCCAGACACUUAUAUAUUACACAUCAUUCUUUAGCAAGUCACCUUUAAAGUUGAGGUAGAUUAGGCACCUUUCCAAGGUACACUAAUGUCACGAAUUAUCAAGAUUUGUCAAGCGCCUUCAGCACAUAAUGUAUUUGAAUAACAUAUUAUUAAAAACCAUUAAAUGCACACAGUUUUAUUUUAAAAGAAACUUGCAGCUGAGCGCAUGUAGACCUAAUUUUUUAGACUGUUCAGCCAAUGCCCAACUGGAUAAGACUAUUGCAGAUAGAUAUAUGUGUUUGCCUAUACCAGAUACUAAAACGCAAAUUUCCUACGUAUGGAUCGAUGGAACGGGUCUGGAUCUACGUAUGCGGACUCGGACACUGAGUUUUACACCCUGUAAUUACAAAGAUUGCCCCAAUUGGAGUUUUGAUGGAAGCAGUACAUUUUUUAGUACCCCUGAACAGUCGGAUAAUUACAUUGUUCCGAUUGCCAUGUAUGCAGACCCUUUCCGAAGAGGCAAUAACAAGAUGGUUCUUUGCGAAACGUUUUCUCAUGAUAAAAAACCGACAAAAACCAAUCAUCGACAAUGCUGCAUUGAAGUAUUGAACAAAGUGUGUGAGCAAGAGGUGAUGUUUGGCUUUGAACAAGAGUUUUAUCUCAUCGGCCCUCAAGGGGACCCAUACGGAUGGCCGUGUGGAUCGACUCCUAAAUCAUCUGGUAAAAACUAUUCUGGCAUUGGUUCACAACGCGUAGUGGGGCGCGAAGUCCUAGAAUGCAUUUACCGGUGCUGUUUAUACUCAGGAAUUGAAAUUUAUGGAACUACCGCUGAGAGAGCUUACGGCCAAUGGGAGGUGUUAACUGGGCCAACGUUAAGUAUCAAAGCUGCAGAUGAUCUUUGGAUGGCCAGAUAUAUAAUCCAGCGAGUGGCGGAAGAGUUUGGAUUAUCAGCUAGCUUUAAAGCAAACUUAGUUAAGAACGGAGUUCCGUCAGGUUUGCAUACUAAUAUGUCUACAAAGUGCACUAGAGACGAUGGUGGUUUGAAACACAUCCAGGAUUAUAUUUGCAAAUUGGAGAAAAAUCACAAAACAGACCAGAAAUAUUAUGACUGCAGUGAAGGAAAGCAUUUGAAGGAGCGACUAACCGGUCGUCACCACACAUGUAACAUAGAAAAAUUCAAAUCUGGAGUUGGUGACAGAACUGCUUGUAUCCGAAUAUCUCCGGCCGUUGCCGAUAAAAAGAAAGGUUUCUUCGAAGAUCGACGACCAUGUAGUUGCGCCGAUCCAUACAAUAUAAUUACAGCCUUAGUUAACACUUGUCUUGGUUAGGCAAAUUAAUGCAAACCCAUUGUAAUCCGUUCAGAAAAUACAUAAAUUGUCUUCCUGAAAUUCCCUGCCACUUCAGUUAGAAAAGAGACUUUUGAAUGUGGAUAUGUUCUUAGUAGCUGAAAUUAAUAAUAAACUUUCAUCCUGAGA
Messenger RNA from Dendroctonus ponderosae (mountain pine beetle), 1878 nucleotides. It is a transcript of the gene BBS5, whose product is annotated as Bardet-Biedl syndrome 5 protein homolog. The transcript has 9 exons. Gene Ontology annotation, cellular component: ciliary basal body; BBSome; cytoplasm. The record is from RefSeq and is a predicted model, not a curated record. Gene Ontology annotation, biological process: intracellular transport; cilium assembly. Gene Ontology annotation, molecular function: glutamine synthetase activity; phosphatidylinositol-3-phosphate binding. Lineage: Eukaryota; Metazoa; Arthropoda; Insecta; Coleoptera; Curculionidae. The coding region runs from base 553 to 1731 and encodes 392 amino acids.